AUGAUAAAGAUAUAUGUGUGCGACUACGUUGUAUCCAUUGACUCUAUUGGGUCAGGCAGGGCGGCUUUCGAGAAAAAAGAUGGUGAUCAUCAUGAUGACCUUGUGACACUAUUUCACGGACCAUUGACUAAGAAGAUCAAGGAUACCAGGAGGUCAUACCCAGACUUCCUUAAUCCUGAUGUCACAGUUAUAUCUGUUGACAGUUUGCCUGAUGCUGCGUCCAUGCCAACCAUUGGUAAUGGUUACAUAGCAACACUUGUUCACAGUGACACCAUGUAUGUAGAUGGUGUUUACAAUGGCUACAAUGGAACGAGUCAUAGGGCCAGACUACGGUCGACGUCAUCUAUUAACAUCACUGAUUUCUCCUUCCCUGUUACAUACCGGAAGUACUCACUGGACGUCGGAAGAGGUAUGUACGUUGAAGAGUACACGUCUGAUGACGUCAGAGUGGAAAUGAACAUGUACGCCCACCAAUGGAUGAAUCGUUUACUAGUUACCGAGAUAUCUGUAGUCAAUAACGGAAGUAUACCUAUACAUCUUAACCUGUCACAGAACCUCGGCCUCUCCAGUGAAGAUGUGUCAUUCCAAACUGUUGACAAACAAAUUCUAAACCAAUUCCGAAUGGAUUACGGUGCAACAAUUGAACCCGAGUAUGCGAUACAGGACAAGAUAAGCCUCGUGGCUUUGUCCACCUUGGUGCCUGCUACUAUCACUGUGGAAGCUGGAGGAAAUGUCAGAUAUUUGUUUCAGACAUGUGUAGAAUCAAACUUAAAGAAUACGAUUGAGUCUUUCCAGGAGGGUAUAAAUUAUUUUUUUAAUGGAACAAUGACUAGUUCACACGAGCAGCAAUGGGAGGAGAUAUGGCGAAAAGGAAGGAUAGAUGUCGAUUCUACUGUCAAUUUCAGCAGAAUCAAUUACGCCGCGUUGUAUUAUCUUCUAAGUGAGAUUCCUCGAUCUGAUAGUUAUGGCCCUUUCUUCGGGAUCUCACCAGGGGGAUUAGCGCAUGGUGCUUUGCAUAAGGAUUAUCAGGGGCAUAUCUUCUGGGACCAAGAAACUUGGAUGUUCCCUCCUGUACUUGUCUUGCAUAAAGACAGAGGAAAGAAAAUAAUAAAAACGCGAAUUACAAAACAUUCAUCUGCUAAACAAAUUGCAAAACUAAGAGGUUAUGAUGGAGCGAUGUACCCGUGGGAAAGCGCAUAUACUGGCCUAGAGGUUUGUCCACUGGCACAAUAUUCUGAUUACGAACAACACAUCACUGGCGACAUUGCACUGGCGUUCCAACAGUACAUCAUGAUGACACGAGACACACAUUUCCUCAAGAGUGAGGGUGCAGCUGACGUCAUUACAGAUAUAGCCUCGUUCUGGAUGUCGCGGAUGACUUAUAAUUCGGACGAGGAUCGUUAUGAAAUAUAUGAUGUAAUGCCCCCAGACGAGUACCACUACCCUGUCAACAACUCUGUCUAUACUAAUACUGUAGCUAAAAUAAGUCUCCUUCUGCCAAAAUACGCCCUACCCAUGAUAAACAGGACACCAAACCCACAGUUUGAGAUGGUUGCCAACAAAACCUUCGUACCUUUUAAUGAUACUGGUGACUGGCACCCAGAAUAUGAUGGAUAUACACAAGAUGAAAUUGUCAAACAAGCGGAUGUUGUUCUUUUGGGAUUUCCUUUGUUGACCGAUAUGUCAGAAGAAAUUCGGAAAAACGACUUAGAGAUUUACGCAAAGGUCACACCAGGGGGACCAGCAAUGACCUGGGGAAUGUUCGCGAUAGGUUGGCUGGAACUGAAUGAUACGGAUAAGGCAGAAAAUCUCUUCAAGAAGCAAUUCGGCAACGUCGUUCCUCCUUUCAAUAUCUGGUCUGAGGUGGAGGAUGGUGGAGGUGCCAGGAACUUCCUCACUGGCAUUGGCGGGUACCUACAAUCCCUCAUUUUUGGUUAUGGUGGGUUCAGAAUAUUUGAGGACAGGCUUCAGUUUGACCCUAAGUUGCCACCGGACACUUCUGCAUUCAAUUUAACAGGUGUUGAUUACCUUGAUGGGUCGUUCGACUUUUGUUUCACCAAAACUGAUAUGUCUGUUACUCAAACAAAAGACGCCAUGGGUGUAGUGAGCGUGACGUUGACCUUUACAGGUCAGACUCAGACGCUUAAUAUCGGGACGAAGGUUCAAUACCCCAGGGGUAAAGCCUACUUGUCAGUUAUCUGA
Messenger RNA from Ylistrum balloti, 2202 nucleotides. Its product is annotated as protein-glucosylgalactosylhydroxylysine glucosidase-like. The record is from RefSeq and is a predicted model, not a curated record. Bases 1 to 2202 code for a protein of 733 amino acids. Lineage: Eukaryota; Metazoa; Mollusca; Bivalvia; Pectinida; Pectinidae. Gene Ontology annotation, molecular function: catalytic activity. The transcript is spliced from 12 exons. Gene Ontology annotation, biological process: carbohydrate metabolic process.